Molecule: messenger RNA, 1947 nt
Organism: Oikopleura dioica
Lineage: Eukaryota; Metazoa; Chordata; Appendicularia; Copelata; Oikopleuridae
Source: the annotation of a GenBank genome assembly
AUGGACAACAAAGCAGUAGCUGCAGCGGUAUGUUUGGCCGUUAUGGCUGUAGCGGGAGUAGGAGCAACGAUAGCAGCAUCAGAUGGUCCCGGAUGGGAACCAGUAAUUGGCAUCGACUUGGGCACGACUUAUUCUGUAGCUGCUGUUUGCGACAAGGGUCAAAUUCUAAUCAUUCCCAACGACCAAGGUAACCGGAUUACUCCAUCAUUCGUCGCUUUCAACAACGGUGAGCGGCUUGUCGGUGAUGCGGCCAAGAACCAGAUGUCUUCAAAUCCCCAGAAUACCAUUUUCUCUGCCAAGCGCUUCCUCGGCCGAAGAUAUGAUGAUCCAACAAUUGCAGAAACUCAAGGACUCUUUCCCUUCAAAAUCUUCAACAAAAACAACAAGCCGACUAUCCAGGUCUCAGUAAAUGAAUCUGAACCUCUUGCUGAAUUCGCUCCAGAACAAAUCUCCGCGAUGGUCCUCCAAAAAAUGAAGCAAAUAGCUGAAGAUUACCUCGGCCAGCCUGUAAAGAAAGCAGUCGUUACUGUCCCCGCGUAUUUCAACGAUGAGCAACGACAAGCGACGAAAGACGCUGGCACUAUCGCUGGAAUCGAAGUCAUUCGCAUCAUUAACGAGCCAACUGCUGCUGCUCUUGCCUAUGGGUUGGAUAAAUCUGGGGUAGAGAAGAACGUCCUUGUUUUCGACCUUGGCGGCGGUACUUUCGACGUUUCACUCCUCACCAUUGAUCAGGGAGUUUUUGAAGUUCUUGCGACAAAUGGAGACACUCAUCUUGGCGGUGAAGAUUUCGACGAGCGAAUAAUGCAGCACUUCGUCAAGGUUUUCAAAACCAAGACAGGACUUGACAUGUCUGCUGAUCCGACUGCUCUUGCGAAGCUACGAAGAGAAUCAGAAAAGGCUAAGCGGGCUCUGUCUCUUGAGCAUUCAGCGAAGAUCCACAUCGAAAACCUCUUCGGCGGACUGGACUUUGAAGAGACCCUCACUCGAGCAAAGUUUGAACAGCUCAAUAUGGAUUUGUUUCAAAAGACUCUCGAUCCUGUCAGAAAAGUUCUCGCUGAUGCUGCUUUGACAAAAGCGGAAAUUGACGAAGUUGUUCUCGUCGGUGGCUCAACUCGAAUUCCAAAGGUGCGACAGCUGAUCAAAGAAUUCACGGGAAAAGAACCAGUCCUCGGCGUCAAUCCUGAUGAAUCCGUCGCAUACGGAGCAGCCCUUCAAGCUGCUGUUCUUGGAGGAGGAUGUUUGGAGCAAACACCCGUCGUCAUCGACACUGUUCCUCUUUCAAUGGGAAUCGAAACCGUCGGUGGAGUGAUGACUAACAUCAUUGAGCGCAACUCAGCUAUUCCUACAAGAAAGAGUCAAAUUUUCUCCACCGCCGCGGAUAAUCAACCAACAGUCACGAUCAGUGUCUUCGAAGGAGAACGCUCUCUUGUUAAAGACAAUAACCUCCUCGGACGAUUUGAUCUCUCUGGAAUCGACCCAGCUCCUCGAGGCCAGCCGCAGUUGGAAGUAACUUUUGAAAUCGACGUCAAUGGAAUCCUACAAGUCAGAGCAGAAGACAAAGCGAAUGGAAACAAGAAAGAAAUCAAAAUCUCCGCCGGCUCGCAGCGACUAACCCCAGAAGAGAUCCAAGCUAUGAUUGAUGAAGCGGACAGAAUGGCAACGCAAGAUGCAGAAGUACGAGACCGAAUCAACGCCAAGAACCGAUUAGAAGCGAAUGUUUACAGCGAAAAGAACAAGAUGACCACCUCACCGCCAGCUCAUCUCGCGCCUGAGCAAAUUGAAAGCAUAAACAAUUAUUUGGAGGAAACGAUAAACUGGCUCGACUUGAACGCUGACUCAGCUACGAAGCUUGAAAUUGAUGAAAAGUCAGAUGCGCUGAUGCAAUUCCUGUCGAGCUUUGCACAAGCGGAACAAGAACCUGCGCGGGAUUAUAGCACCGAACUGUAA